Molecule: messenger RNA, 1588 nt
Organism: Globicephala melas (long-finned pilot whale)
Lineage: Eukaryota; Metazoa; Chordata; Mammalia; Artiodactyla; Delphinidae
Gene: VAMP8
Product: vesicle associated membrane protein 8
Biological process (GO): mucus secretion; SNARE complex assembly; vesicle-mediated transport
Cellular component (GO): mucin granule; plasma membrane; SNARE complex
Molecular function (GO): SNAP receptor activity; syntaxin binding
Source: RefSeq, a predicted model, not a curated record
ACCUGAGCGAGGUGUGGCCGGAGAGGCUCUGGAGGCGAGGUGGGCGGGGGCAGGCUGAAAGUUGGACAACCAGGAAGUGAACCGACGGCUGCCCGAGAGGAAACAAGCUAGGCGAGAGUCCUGCUGCCGACAGGCCCGAGCCGCUCGGAAACAUGGAGGAGGCCAGCGGUGGUGGAGGAGAUGACCGUGUGCGAAACCUGCAGAGCGAAGUGGAGGGAGUCAAGAAUAUUAUGACCCAGAAUGUGGAGCGGAUCCUGGCCCGGGGAGAAAACUUGGAUCAUCUCCGUAACAAGACAGAGGAUCUGGAAGCCACAUCCGAGCACUUCAAGACCACAUCGCAGAAGGUGGCUCGGAAGUUCUGGUGGAAGAAUGUGAAGAUGAUCGUCCUCAUCUGCGUGAUUGUUUUUAUCAUCGUCCUCUUCAUCGUGCUCUUUGCCACGGGUGCCAUCCCUUAAGUAACUUAGGGAACCCCUCCCACCCUGCCCUCUUCUUGGGGGGCAGCCUUCCAUAGUGGGUGCCAAGAGGCGCCCUCUCGCCUGUCCUUCUCCACAGGGAAUGAUGCUCCAUCCUCCCGCCCCUCAUUCUGGGGCCCCUCUACCACACUGUCUGACCCAGGGAGCACCUUGGUCCCCAGAAGGAGAGAGCUGGACUGUGGCUGUGUUUUAGGGGUCCUCAGAGUUGGUUGGAGAGACCCAGAAGGGCCAGCACAUGGCUGGGAAACUGAUGGAACUGAGGGUGGCCAGUGGGCAAUAAAGACCUUUCAGUAUCCCUAUGCAUGUGAGGUACUUUCUCCCUUUCCAUUUUGCCUUUGGCCCUUCCAUUUCUUUUCUCCCCAAGGACGCCCUCUGGCAGAGAUCCUCCCAUUGGAGGCCCAAGCUGUUGGAGGAGUGGAGAGCAUAUGUUUGGAGAAGAAAGAUGGAAACUCUCUGUCUUUCUUUAUCUCCCCUUGUUCCAUCAUUGUCACUGGUCUCAAGAACAGGAAUUUUCUGGAGGUCUUGGUGCAUGGAAAAUUCAAAACCUUCCCAGCAUUUUAGGGUAGUAUGUAAGACUUUUAAGUGUCCCCUCUGGGACUUGCCAUUUCCUUUAUUAGUUUUCUGCUGGAAGUGUUAGCCGAGACAUGAAGCCUACCUGGGCAGAGCAUUUAGGAAUCUGGUUAAGGGCCUCCCACCCCUCCCAUCAUUGCCAUUUCUCUUUGGUGGCCCUGUUGUAGUCUUAGAGUGAGGGGGUUAGAGGAACUGAACUGCUUUUCCUUCUCUUGUGGUUCUGCGAGUUCUAUUUGUCUUUUGUCUGCCCCUGUCCUUCUGGAACUUAGCAGGGCCUCUGGGUCUCAGCUGUCCUGAGGGGGUGAGCAUCUCUCACCCGUGUCUCGUGGCUGGGCACAGUCAGUGUCACAGGACAGGGCCUAUGGCCUUCCUUCCCCUCCAUGGACAAUGGACCUCUCUGUCUUUGGGCCUCCCUCCUCUCCACCAGGUUCCACCAUCAUUGUCACUCUUUCCAGUGCCCAGUGCGCCUUGGUUUGGGGGAAGGGUUUAUGUCAUCUCUGUCCCUAUUUCCCCCAUAGGCUUUCCAGAAUUGAAAAGAACCUGAU